GUUGCUGCAUCAACGCCACUUCAACUUUCUUUCUCCAUACCUUAGCAGUUACAUGACCGGCAUCUUGACUCUUCAACUGCUGCUUCGUACUUCACCCUCACACGGCGAUAACCAAGACCGCAUCUCACAAUGUCUGAGCGAAAAGUCCUGCAGAAAUACUACCCCCCGGAUUUCGAUCCCAACGACAUCAGCCGCCGUCGGGGACCCAAACCCACAGGGCCGAGAAUCCAAACCGUCCGACUCAUGGCUCCCUUUUCCAUGAAAUGCCUGAGCUGCGGCGAAUACAUCUACAAGGGCCGCAAGUUCAACUCGCGCAAGGAGAUCCGACCGGACGAGAAAUACUUGGGCAUCCAGAUCCUCUUCUUCCACAUCAAGUGCACGCGAUGCAGCGCCGAAAUCACCUUUCGCACCGAUCCACGAAACACAGACUAUGCAAUGGUCAAGGGCGCCAUGCGCUCAUUUGAACCAUGGCGAAACAAGGAACUGGCUGAAGAGACGCUGGAGGAGAGGCUGGAUAGGCUGGAGCGGGAAGAGGCCGAAGCCGCGGGCGAGGAAGAGAAGAACGCCAUGGAAGACCUCGAGGCGAAGAACGCCGAUGCUCGACGCGAAAUGGCUGCAGCCGAUGCGCUGGACGAGAUUCGACAGAGAAAUGCGCGGAUACAUCGUUCGGAAAAGGAAGGUGUGGAUUUCGCAGACACCAUCAUUCGUUCUGGAGAUGAAGAGCGCGAGCGGCAAGAGAGAGAAGAUGCUGAGGCUGCCAAGAGAGCAUUUGCGGCAGCCGCUAAUCGGCUGAAAACUCUUGGCCCAGAGAACCCUGGCGUUGUGGAGGAAGUCGUUGAAGUUGCUGAAGUUUCCAUGCCGCCGCCGCCACCGCCGCCGUCAUUCAAGAGGGCUGUGAAGAAGAAGAAAGACCAUGCUGCUUUGCUCGGUAUCAAGAAGAAGCCCUCUUUAGUAUAGCGAAUAUUGCGAGAAGGGCGAGGGCGAGGGCGGGAGCAGUUGUUGAUUUGGAAUCCGAACUAUGAGAUAUGGAAUAGGUUCGGGAUCAUCCUGAAUUUUCUAUG
Trichoderma reesei QM6a is the source of this 1061-nucleotide messenger RNA. Its product is annotated as helix-turn-helix FIS-type domain-containing protein. Gene Ontology annotation, cellular component: U2-type catalytic step 1 spliceosome. NCBI's taxonomy places the organism in Eukaryota, Fungi, Ascomycota, Sordariomycetes, Hypocreales, Hypocreaceae. Gene Ontology annotation, biological process: mRNA splicing, via spliceosome. The record is from RefSeq and is a predicted model, not a curated record. The coding region runs from base 130 to 957 and encodes 275 amino acids. The transcript is spliced from 2 exons.